UCAACAAAAUACCGGACAUUUCCAAGCAGUCAGUUCCUUAACGGAAAGUGAAGAAGCAUGGCUUCGCGAGACAAGGACCCAUCCGCUCCGCACCAUCAUCAACCUCUCUUAAGCAGCCUCGUUAUUCGGCCCUCCAACAGUGACGGCGGAGGCGGUGGCGGCGGCAGUGGAGGCCGCGGUGGCGAUUACGAGACCGGCGAGGUUCACCGUGAUUCACGUCCUCCCUAUUCCCGAUCCGAUCGAUACGCCGAUGACCCGGGAUAUAGAAUUCGUGCAGGUUCUCUCUCCCCUGUUCAUCGUAGAGAGGCAGAUCAUCGCUAUGGUUCUGAUUAUAAUCAUUUGUCUCGAAGUCGUGGAUAUGGUGGGGGGAGGGACCCUGGUAGGUAUAGAGACCCAUCACCCCCCUAUGGUCGAGGAAGAGUUGGUGGCAGGCCAAUGGGUAGAGCUUUUGGUGGGCCUGGCUAUGGUCCUGGACCAGUCAGAGGGGAAGGCAUUGGAAGAAACAAUCCUAAUGUGCGUCCCAGGGAGGGAGACUGGAUUUGUCCUGAUCCUCUAUGUGGCAAUCUUAACUUUGCGAGGCGGGACUACUGUAAUAACUGUAAUAGGUCUCGUCCUGCGCCUGUUGAAAGUCCAAGGAGGGGUUAUCCUGGUCCACCACCACCACUUCAUGCUCCUCCUAGACGCUUCCCUGGACCUCCUGUGGACCGUUCCCCAGAAAGGACCAUAAAUGGUUAUAGAUCUCCUCCUCAUGGAUUGGGAAGGGAUGGCCCUAGAGAUUAUGGACCUGCUGCUGUGCCUCCCCUCAGGAAUGAAGGCAGGUUUCCAGAUAGCAUGCGGCGAGAGCGGAUGGAUUAUAUCGACGAUGCCUACAGGAGAAACAAAUUUGACAGGCCACCACCAGUUGACUGGGACCAUAGGGAUCGCGGUAGAGAAGGUUUCACCAAUGAAAGGAGGAGAUUUGAGAGGCGGCCACUAUCCCCCCCUCCACCUAUAUUACCAUCACUUCCUCCUCAACGUGGUCGGUGGGCACGUGAUGUGAGACAAAGGAGCCGCUCUCCAAUCAGGGCUGGUCCGCCACCCAAAGAGAUAUACAUGGACCGUGUCAGAGAUGAUCGUCGAGGUGGCAUGGACGAUCGUCGAAGGGACAGAAUUGGAGGAAUGUAUUAGCUAGGUUCUGUGGUGAAAUGAGAUUCUAGUUUAAAUAGAUGUGGAUAUUAUUAGAGGUUGAUGGUUCUUUUCCAUGGUCUCUGAGAAACAGUCAAGUAAACCCUUUUGGUUUGACAUUUUAACAGUAAAUGUUAACGGUUUAUGGUUUGUCUGCU
Molecule: messenger RNA, 1322 nt
Organism: Prosopis cineraria
Lineage: Eukaryota; Viridiplantae; Streptophyta; Magnoliopsida; Fabales; Fabaceae
Exons: 3
Coding region: 58-1167 (369 amino acids)
Biological process (GO): regulation of DNA-templated transcription
Cellular component (GO): nucleus
Molecular function (GO): RNA binding; transcription coregulator activity
Source: RefSeq, a predicted model, not a curated record